This is a messenger RNA of Exophiala viscosa, 438 nucleotides long. Its product is annotated as chitin synthesis regulation, congo red resistance, RCR protein. NCBI's taxonomy places the organism in Eukaryota, Fungi, Ascomycota, Eurotiomycetes, Chaetothyriales, Herpotrichiellaceae. Gene Ontology annotation, biological process: vesicle-mediated transport. The transcript is spliced from 3 exons. The record is from RefSeq and is a predicted model, not a curated record. Bases 1 to 438 code for a protein of 145 amino acids. Gene Ontology annotation, cellular component: intracellular membrane-bounded organelle.
AUGGCUAGAUGUUACGAUUCCAACAACAACGCGUACCGCUGCAAUACAGGAUGGUCUUCUUGGGGUAGAUGGGUGGCAUUAGCCGUCAUUUUGGUGGCUGCCUUCCUCUUCUUUUUCCUCUGCUCAUGCCUUACGGCAAGGCGUAGACGCAAGGCGGGAAGACAGCCAUACUAUGGCACCGGCUGGGUCGGACGGACCCCAUGGGGCCAUGGACAAGCUCAAUACAACCCCAACUACCAGACACAACAACAACAGCAGCCAAGUUACCAACCUCAGACCGAGAAUUACAAUGCAAACCAGGGCGGGUACUAUGGACAAAACCAAGGCUAUUUUGGAGGCAGACAGACCGAUGUCGAGAUGCAACCACCCUCGAACACAUACCAGGGAGGAGAGAACGUCUACCAACCACCUGCAGGUCCUCCUCCUGCGAAGAAAUGA